UAAAGAAAGCCACCAUUCCGGGAGAGGAGGAGGUGGUUCUCGGGAGGCUCUCCACCCCCUCCACUGCCCCCGGAUCGGCCCCCUCGCCUAACUACAAGCUGCCCGGGCUGAGGCACAGCUCCUGAGACGCGGGGAAGGCGAGAGGAGGCGGCGGCUCCGCUCCGCCUCUUCCUGCAAGAGCAGCGCAGUUGUCGCCAUGGCGCUGCGGCAGGCUGUAGCUGCACUUCCAUCUGCCGCCCUCCUCCUCCCGCCGCUGCUGCUGGCGGUGGCGAGCGCAGGGCUGAGCGGCUAUUUCGGCACCAAGUCCCGCUACGAGGAGGUGAACCCGCACCUGGAGCGCGAUCCCCUGUCGCUGGGUCCUGCCGCCGCCAGGUCGCGACUGCCCGCUGCCUGCGCACCGCUGCAGCUUCGCGCCUUGCUCCGCCACGGCACCCGCUACCCCACGGCCGGGCAGAUCCGCCGUCUGGGCCAGCUGCACGCCCGUCUCCUCCGCCGGUCCGCCGCCUGCCCCGCCACCGCCGACUUGUCCGCCUGGCAGAUGUGGUACGAGGAGAGCCUCGACGGGCGUCUGGCGCCGCAGGGCCGGCGCGAUAUGGAGUACCUGGCCCGGCGUUUGGCCGCCCGCUUUCCCUCUCUGUUCGCCGCCCGCCGCCGCCUGGAGCUGGCCAGCAGCUCCAAGCACCGCUGCCUGCAGAGCGGGGCCGCCUUCCGCCGUGGACUCGGGCCUUCCCUCAGCCUCGGCAGCGACGAGGUGGACAUUGAAGUGAACGAUUCUUUGAUGCGGUUUUUCGAUCACUGUGCCAAGUUUGUGGCCUUGGUGGAAGAGAACAACACGGCAAUGUGCCAGGUGAAUGCCUUCAAAGAUGGGCCAGAGAUGCAGAAGGUCUUGGAGAAGGUCGCGAGUGCAUUGUGUUUGCCUGUGGAGGAGCUGAAUGCAGAUCUUGUUCAAGUGGCUUUUCUCACCUGCUCGUAUGAGUUGGCUAUAAAAAAUGUGACCUCCCCAUGGUGUUCACUCUUCAGUGAAGAAGAUGCCAAGGUACUGGAAUACCUGAACGACUUGAAGCAGUACUGGAAAAGAGGCUAUGGCUAUGACAUCAAUAGUCGCUCCAGCUGCAUUUUAUUCCAAGAUAUCUUCCAGCAUUUGGACAAAGCAGUGGAAGAGAGCAAAAGUUCAAAACCCAUUACUUCACCUUUGAUUGUACAAGUUGGACAUGCAGAAACACUUCAGCCACUGCUUGCCCUUAUGGGUUUCUUCAAAGAUGAUGAGCCUCUCAAGGCAAACAAUUACGUCAGACAAGCCCAUCGGAAGUUUCGCAGUGGCCGGAUCGUGCCUUAUGCAGCCAACCUGGUGUUUGUGCUUUACCACUGUGAUCAAGUGAAAACCUCUGAAGAAGAAUAUCAAGUUCAGAUGCUGUUGAAUGAAAAACCGAUGUUGUUUCAUCACUCAAAUGAAACCAUCUCUACUUAUGCUGACCUCAAGAACUAUUACAAGGACAUCCUGGAAAACUGCCACUUCAAAGAAGAGUGUGAAUUACCGAAAGUUAAUGUUACUGCGAUUGAUGAACUUUGAGGGAAUGAAAUGAGUGGGUGUUCUGCAAAUUGAUCUUGGUUCUGUACAACAGAUGUGAACACACACUUUGGAUGACUUGCUGCUGCUGUGUUGACUUUCUAAACUUGCAGAUUUGCUGAGUUGUCUCAGCUCUGUGCAUUGUUAAUUACAUAAGCAGAGUUAAAAACUGAAUGCUGUAAGAGGGAUAUUGCUGAGAAUUUGUAACAAAUACAUCAUGUAAGACAAAGCAUACCUGUCUGUUUAUAUGUAUGGCCAUUCCUCUUAUGCCGCAGAUGGAUUUAAAUGCUGGUGCAACUUCUGUUUUAUCAGAGCUGCAAGUGGUUUGACUGAUUCAGUAUUGCUUUGCACUGCCUUGUUUGCUAGCUACUAUUGACCUGUGCCAGGCAUGAAAUAAUUCGUGUGAGCUUUUGUGCUCCUUUUCCUGAGCUUCUAGGAGGGAGAGAGUACAUAAUCCUUCUCCACAGCUGCCUAACUUCUGCCUGAACAUCACUGUGGGGACAUCUCUUUAUUGGAUGUUUAAAUAAGGAGGAGUUUCAGUGUUCCUGCACCGGAAAGGAUCCAGGACUUAGGAGUCUUGAAGUCAUCAUUGACCCAUCCUGCAUAGAAAGUUAGCCUCCAGGGUAAGUAAAUUGUUUUUUAAAAAAAGAAAUUUAAAAAGGAAAAAUGAGGGUGUGGAAAGUAGACCCUCUUCUUUUAAGGUGGUCUAGAAGAUGCAGCAGUUGUUCUCUAAGUAAUCUAGUGUGUCCUUUCACCUGACACCAUCAAUUUCUUGUGGUAAAGGUUUGGGCUAGGGCCUUCAGGUCAGGCUCUGCUACGACUGUAAACAUCUUAGUUCUCUCAAGGUGCUGACAGUUUUCUUAGCAGCUCUGGCUGAAGGCACCUCCGGAGAUCCCCAGACCAGUUUUCUGCUUAAAACAUUAUUUUUGGUAACCCUAAAUCCAGGCAGAUUUUGGACUAGAAAAUGUUUCUGGCUGAGACUUGGCUUUUGCUAGCUUUAAGUCACUGAACAUAGUGUCACUCAUGUAGGCUUCAUACACUUGGUGUGCCACCUUGUUCUUGAAAUGAAACUGGAUUCAAAGAAAUUAAUUGCAUACAAGUACUGGUGACCUUUUAAAGCAACUGCACUUAAAGUAGGUUCACAUUCUACUGAAAGAUAGAAAGUAUUUAAGAGCUAUCAUGUGUGGCAGAAAAAGGAAAUGAAGAUAAAUUGUCCAGAAAUGUCUGAAAUGGAGUUAAGUCAGAGAAAAAUACCUUUGUUGCCCAGAAGGGAAUGGCUGUGUGAACAAGUUGCCCCAAAGCAAAUGAGGGUGUAGAUUUAUGGUGCUGGUAGCUCUGGAAAUGCACACUCACACUCUGUAACAGAUGUUCCAGAGCACACCCUGUGAAGUGAGGCAUAGUUUGCUGUGUUUGCUGUGGAAGAGGUGAAAGGUCAGUGUAAGCAAUUACCACCAGGUAUCAGAUGCAUUAUAAACAUUUAUACCCUCAUUUUCUGCAAGAUAACUUGUUUUUGUACACUUAACUUCAGAACUGGGAGCUUAACUGCUGGGAAAAAAAAACAAACAAAAAAACCCCAAAAACAGGAAAGAGAAAACCAAAGUGGCUCCAAAUUGAGGAGUUAAACUUAGUGUGUAAUUUUCUAAAGUUUCUUGAGGACUUACACUUCUGUCAUUUUUUUUUUUCAUGGCUUGUAUAAAAGCCAUGAAAGGUUUACAUAUCUGUAAGGUAAGGAGCAAUCAAAAACCUGAUUUUUACGAUUGUACUGUGAGUUAAGGGCUCUUUCUUACACUGGGAUGUAGAGUCCUGUUUGAUUAGUGCACAGGUUUCUGUGGAGAUCAAGGUUCUGGUCACUGCAGAUAUUGAUUAAAACUGAUGGAUAUUUAUGGUAUUUAUUUCAGUAUUAACAUCCCAGUGAAAUACAUGCCUGCAUUAGCUCUGCAGCUAUUUUUCUGACACUAGUGAAAUGGUUAGGGAGGAGUAUCACUGCUGAAACAAAUGUAAGAAUAUAGAUCAGGAUAAUUGUCAGCCUCAGCAUAUGACUUCUACUGCUCUAUGUGCUUUGCAUGUCUCUUUUUUUCACAUGGUCCUAUCUUGAGACUAGUUCAACGGAUUAUAGUUACUGUGACAGAUGCCUGCUUUGAACUUUAUUGCAGCAUUUGAGGCAAGCUACAAUGAAGUGAACCUUUGUUUAAAGGCAGUUAAGUUUGGUAAAUAGCAGAUACAAGGGUGAGAAGAUACACUUUUGAACAAAUAUUUUUUCUGUGGAUCAUUUGUCCUAUAAUGAUUCAUGAUUUGAACAGAAGGGGUGAAAACCUGACUGUUGGAGAUGAAUGGAGAAUUUCUGUUUGUCAGCUCAGUCAGACUGAUUUUCAGACAUCAUGUUUGUUAUAAGAUACAGCCUUCUUCCUCGCAGAGAAGGAAUAUGUUGCACUUGAUUGGUUUUUUGAUCAUGUGCCAGAUAAGUUAGAGGAAGCCAAAAAUUCCUUCUACUGUGAAGUAUCAUUUGGUUCUGCAUUUUCAAGUUGCUUGUAUGUUUAAAUUCUGUGUCCAGGGCCUCUUCAGAGGCUGUUUCCUAUUUUGCCUUGGAGUACACUUCAGUGUACUCUUCAGUGGCUCUCAGCAAUUAACUGAGAAAGGAAAAAUGCUGUUUGGUUUCAGAUUUGUAUUUAAGGGAUGUGCUGACUCACUCUUUUGACUGAAUGUGGAAAUUUUUCACAAUUGUAGCAAUAGAAGUGCUUGCACAUGUAAGUGUUCUUAGGGACUUGUUCAUGGGACUACUUUUACCAUUAGGGAGGUGACUUCAGCAUUACACUUUUAUUUAGUAAAUAUUACAUUUAAUGGAUAAAAAUAUUUCCUUGAAGCUGGGCCCUGACUCAUUGAGUAAUGUUUGACCAGGCUGCUGUGUCUCCAUAGCAUUGCAAAUUACCACAUCCUGAAAAGGUCCUACAAGAAAAAGAAUGGUUUCUCUUCCUUCCUGAGCCUCUGGACAAAAUACCUUGUCUCAAUCAUACUUUGAGAACUAUGUCUUCAGCCUUUCUCAAACUAGGAGCUUUCAAAGAUGAAAAGUACCAAGUGUUUUGGCAGCUGGCCUCCAAUGUAUUAGAAAUGUAUUUUACUUUGUUAAGUAUCUAAAGCUUAACUAAUCUCUCUGGCAAAUUAUUUUUUUCCUUUCUAGUAAAUAGUGCUGUAAUUCUCAUGAGCUUUGAGCUGUCAAACUGCUGGACACAAUGCAAAUUUUUAAUCAUGUGGUACUAACUGGAUGAAUUUUGAGAACUUGCUUUGUAAUUUUAGUGUUGUGAAAUAAAACUGCACACUUUCUUCAUCUCUA
Colius striatus (speckled mousebird) is the source of this 4895-nucleotide messenger RNA. RefSeq names its product multiple inositol-polyphosphate phosphatase 1 (gene MINPP1). The record is from RefSeq and is a predicted model, not a curated record. Lineage: Eukaryota; Metazoa; Chordata; Aves; Coliiformes; Coliidae. Gene Ontology annotation, molecular function: inositol phosphate phosphatase activity; acid phosphatase activity. Bases 197 to 1570 code for a protein of 457 amino acids. The transcript has 5 exons.